AUGGCGCGCUUUCCGUCGGACAGCCGCUGCUCUGAGUCGCUGCUGGGCACCAGCGAAAGCCACUUUCAGUCUCCUUUGGUGCUCUUGGACCCAGUCCUCAACUCUGCCACUGGCAGAAUCGGGGAUCCGACCAAGGAGGAAGUCAACUGGCAGUGGCUCUGCAAAACAGAAGGAGCUAGUUUUCCGCCUCCUGACUGGCUGAAACUGCCUGUCCCGUGGGAGGAAUUUGCCCUGACCUCUGGCUGCUCUGUGGCUGGCGGCAGUAACGAGCGAUGA
This is a messenger RNA of Knipowitschia caucasica, 276 nucleotides long. The record is from the annotation of a GenBank genome assembly. Lineage: Eukaryota; Metazoa; Chordata; Actinopteri; Gobiiformes; Gobiidae.